AUGUCUAGUGAUGGAGACUCACUUUUCAGGCUAAAUGUUCAGCAUAUUACCAAGCCUUCAUCAUUCUAUAAGCAACGACAGCUUGAAUGCUACCAACCUCAAGGCUCUCCCACAAAAGUGGAGAAUAAAUAUAAAAAUUUAGUCCCAUGUCGAUGGAAUCCAUCCGGAUGAAGAUACUCUGAAAAUUCCUCCCCAGUCCCCAAAUCUAAUCAACCUCUUAGAAAAAGUGCAAACUUGAGUGUAAAUGAUUCCUAUUUUACAACAAGCUACGAUAAUAGUUUUUCAGCUAUAAGCACCAAAGACAACAAGAAAUGAAAUCCUCGAGUUUUCGAUCCAAGCAUUUCCCGAUACAAAAUCAAGCCAAGGAACUAUGUUUCGCCAAUUCCUCAAGAUUAUGCUGUAUUAAAUGAAUGCCUGCAGAAUACUAAAGCUAAAAAAUCAUUAUCUCAACGACCAAAAGCCUCGAAAAUUAAAAAUAAAGAGCUAGAUCGAUCCAUACGCUGGGCAGGAGUUCUAAUACACAACAACCCUAAUAUGUUUAACAAGAAAAAAGGGGAAGUCAGGAAAAAAAAACUCAGAUGCUUUUAUCCUGGUGCCUUUUUUUCCAAUCAAAAAUCACUGUAAAUUAAGGAAAAACCACUAAACCCUUGAAAGUAUUUUAUCUAAAUUUAAUUAUAAUGAAUGAGGAUAAGCCUUCACAAACGUAUAGAUAAAUAGCACUAACAUUAGUAAACUUAAAGUCUAAUAAUCAAUGCUAAUUGAGUAAAUGAGCAAAUGUAUGCUAAUAACAACCGAAAAAAAAUAUCCCCAUCCGAUGGAAAAAAAUCCCUAAUAAAAAUUUAAAAAUUAAUAUGUUCGCUCAAAAAAGAUUAAUCAAAACAACUCUAAAUGCAUAAAUAAGACGUUUCUGACCAAUUUGAGUCACAAUUUAUAGCCAAAAGACUUAAAACUUAUAAUAAAUCAUUAUGUUUAUAUGAAUAAAAAUAUUGCCAAAAUUGACAAGAAAAAAUUCUUGAAUGAAAUUUUUUAGGGUUUUUACGGAAUAAGCAUAUAAAAAUUUUAUUGAAAAAAUAAAUCCAGGAAAAAACCUAACUCCUCACCCCAUCCUUGAUCUAACGACUCGCCAUCGUUCGAUCAAGGAUGGGGGUUUAAAAAAAUGUUUUUGGGAAAAAAUUGGUAUAUAAAAUAAAAUAUAUAUAUAUUUUUUUAUUUACUUUUAAAUAAGAGGUUUAAGAGCAUUUAAUAAUUAAAUUUACAGCAAAAAAUCGAAUUAAUUUCAUAAAAUACCAAUUUUAAUAUUUUGAUUUAUUAGUUACCCUUUUAAACUGCAUUGAAUUAAAUAUUUGUUUUUAAAUUUAAAGAAUCUCUAUUUUUUAGAUUAUUGAGCUUUUAAGCCUCGGCUGAUGACUAAAUCACUUCGGAUGGUUGGUUUCGUAGCUUUCUGUCGUCUCAAAGCUCUGAAAACAACUUAUUAGGUACAUCUCCCCAAUCUUUUGAUAACUAAUAUAUUUUUAUAUAUUUAAAAAUUUGGGGUGAGGCUGAAAAAACCCCGCUGGGGUUUUUUUCCGCCAACUUUUUCACCGUUAAAUUUAUAGGAAAAUUUUGAAUUUUCUCCAGAUGGCGGAAAAAACCCCAUAAUAAAAAAAAAAAGUAGUGGCGGAAAAAAUCCCAGCGAAAACAAAAACCGUCAAAGUCAGAGGAAAAAACCCCCAAACGGUGCUAAAAACGGAGGAAAAAAACCCCAAUAUACAAUAUAAUUAAAUGCUUAAAAUGACAGGUAAAUAUUAGAGAAAAUACAAAUAAAUAUUUAUAAUUUAGUUGCAAUAAAGCAAUUAAAACAAUAUUAAUAUAUAGAUGUAUAGAUUUAUUCUCAAAGUAACUAUAAAGCUAUGAUUAACAAAAAUAAUGGAAAAAUAUAAAAAUCAACUAUAAAAAAAUUUACAUUCAAAAACCUGGCGGAAAAAAAAACCCCGAGUAUGGGGUGAAAAUUGGCGGAAAAAAACCCCAAUGUUUUUUAUUUAUAAUAAUUUUUUUUCAAAUAAUUAUUAGCAUGGAUAGAUUUUUAUAUACCGAUGACGCCCCUCAAUCUUCAUGUCUAUUGAAACAAAAAUGCAAUUUUUUAAUAUAAAAUUUUAUAUAGAAAAAAUAAAUUUCAUGUCUCUUGCAACAAAUUUUCGAUGCGCGUCUUAAAUUUUUCCGUUCUUUAAUAAAAUGGCGAGUGAUUACAAUAGCCGUCCAAAUCUCGAUGAGAAGGUCAUUUACACGCCUACAGCAGCGCUGUUUUAUGGUGUUUUUGAGAAACUCGCCUAGAGAAAAAUGCAUUUAAUGUUUUUUAUAAAAAUGUUGUGUUACAGUAGGCAUGAAGAUUCUUUCGAAAAAAUUUUGUUGCAAUAGACAUGAAGAUUGAGGGGGUCAUCUUUAUGUUUUUGAAUUUAUAAAUAUCCAAUAAAAUGGGCGAAGCGGAUACAAUUCAGCAUAUUAGCUACAGCCUCAUCAAUCAGGUUAAGACUAAGUUAUAUGCUUCCUUUAUUAUGAGCUUUUCAGGACAUGCCGAGGAUGAAUAAAAGGUGAGCUAGUAAUAUGCGUUGCAGGUGGAUACGCGUUUUGCUAGUACAGGAUUUGUCGUAGUGGAUACAAGGUGAAUUGGCAUAGUCCCUAUAUGUUAUUUUGAUCUUUGUAGAACAAUAUCUAAAGAUCAAAAGUAGUUAUUGUAAUUGCCCGAGGAUGGCGCUAUCUUGCGCCAUCCUCGGGCAAUUACAAUAUCUAAAAAUUCUUCUAACAAUGGCAAAGACUAAAAAUAACGAUUGUCAUUGUCAUUUUUACUUGUAAGAUCGCUACUUUACCUCUUAAGGUAUUCUUUCAUAGCGAUCUAUAUAGGAUAUAUCGCAGUUGGAUGCAGGAUGAUCUCUACAGGAUGUGUCGCAGGCGAAUACAAAAUAAGAAAGAGGAGGAUGUGCCACAAGUUGACACAAGAUGAGUUAGUGCAGUUUGUGUCGCAGGUGAAUACAAGAUGAGCUAGUACAUGAUGCAUCGAAAGUAAAUUUAUGGCUUAAGUAUUUGAUAGUAUUAAAGUAAAUUUUUCACCUUCUUGUUUAUUAUUCAUAACUUUUUAUAAUUAGAACGCUGAAUGAUUUAGCAAUAUAUAUAUAGCCCAUAGAUUGACAAACUAGAAUGAAAUAGUUAUUAAUUAAUUAAUUAAUUAGCAGGUAAUAAGCAUUAAAAAUCUAUCCAUGCUAAUAAUUAUUUGAAAAAAAAUUAUUAUAAAUAAAAAACAUUGGGGUUUUUUCCGCCAAUUUUCACCCCAUACUCGGGGUUUUUUCCGCCAGGUUUUGAAUGUAAAUUUUUUUAUAGUUGAUUUUUAUAUUUUUCCAUUAUUUUUGUUAAUCAUAGCUUUAUAGUUACUUUGAGAAUAAAUCUAUACAUCUAUACAUUAAUAUUGUUUUUAAUUGCUUUAUUGUAACUAAAUUAUAAAUAUUUAUUUGUAUUUUCUCUAAUAUUUACCUGUCAUUUUAAGCAUUUAAUUAUAUUGUAUAUUGGGGUUUUUUCCUCCGUUUUUAGCACCGUUUGGGGUUUUUUCCUCUGACUUUGACGGUUUUUGUUUUCGCUGGGGUUUUUUCCGCCACUACUUUUUUUUAUUAUGGGGUUUUUUCCGCCAUCUGGAGAAAAUUCAAAAUUUCCUAUAAAUUUAACGGUGAAAAAGUUGGCGGGAAAAAAAACCCCCGCUGGGGUUUUUUCCGCCUCACCCAAAAUUGCAUGAUAUAUGAAAAUUGCUCGAUCAAGGAUGGGGGUUAAUUUCCCAAUUUUUAGGAAUUUUUACAGUCAAUCGUUCGAUCAAGGAUGGGGGGGGAGUAAUAGUAAAUUUAUUCUAGGAAAACAAAACUUUUCAAUUUGCAUGCUUAUCUAAGCAAAUUGCAUUAUAAUACAAAAAGAAUGGAAUAUGAUAAUUUCUAGCAUUCUCACUCGAAAAUAAGAGUUAAAAUCUUUAUUAUUUAUGAAUGGAAGCUAAUAUAUUAGCUCUCCCGCGCACGGAGGGGGAGAUAGGGUUUUUUCAGAACAACCGAAAAAAGCCGAAUUUACAGAAUUCGUUGACAAUAUAAGUAAAUUUAUUAUGAAUUAA
Blepharisma stoltei is the source of this 4117-nucleotide messenger RNA. The record is from the annotation of a GenBank genome assembly. NCBI's taxonomy places the organism in Eukaryota, Ciliophora, Heterotrichea, Heterotrichida, Blepharismidae.